AUGCGGUCUCAGCUUCUUCGCGCCGCAGGGCGCACAAGAUCUUCGCUGACGACAACAAGGCAGGCGGCCACCAGGCCCUUUACCUCCUCCGCCAGACGAAAUGCCGAAGUCGAACUCACUAUCGAUGGCAAGAAGGUGUCGAUAGAGGCUGGUUCGGCCCUGAUCCAAGCUUGUGAAAAGGCAGGCGUGACAAUUCCGCGAUACUGUUACCAUGAGAAACUCCUCAUUGCCGGAAACUGUCGUAUGUGUCUAGUCGAAGUCGAACGAGUCCCCAAACCUGUCGCGUCCUGCGCAUGGCCCGUCCAACCGGGCAUGGUUGUCAAGACCGAUUCACCAAUGACUCACAAAGCAAGAGAAGGCAUCAUGGAGUUCCUGUUGGCCAACCACCCGUUAGAUUGCCCAAUCUGCGACCAAGGCGGCCAAUGCGACUUACAAGAUCAAUCGAUGAGGUAUGGCGCCGAUCGUGGCCGUUUCCACGAAGUCACCGGCAAACGUGCCGUCGAAGACAAGAACAUUGGACCUUUGAUCAAAACCUCGAUGAAUAGAUGUAUUCACUGUACGAGGUGUAUUCGGUUUGCCAAUGAGAUUGCCGGUGCACCAGAGUUGGGUUCGACCGGCAGAGGCAAUGGAAUGGAAAUCGGCACGUAUUUGGAAAGGAACCUCGACACUGAACUCUCGGGGAACGUGGCUGACCUCUGCCCCGUUGGUGCUCUCCUGCCGAAACCGGGAGCUUUCAGCUAUCGACCUUGGGAACUUACCAAAUUUGAAUCAAUCGACGUGCUGAACGCCAUGGGCUCAAACAUCCGAGUGGACGCCAGAGGUAUGGAAGUCAAGAGAAUCCUACCCAGACUGAACGAUGAUAUCAAUGAAGAAUGGAUCGAUGACAAGACCCGCUUUGCUCUUGACGGGCUGAAGACUCAGAGAUUAACAACGCCGUUGGUCCGAAGAGAUGAUAAAUUCCUUCCUGCCACAUGGGAACAAGCUCUAACAGAGAUCGCCAACGCAUACGCCAGGAUCAAGCCCGGCGAGAACGAAUUUAAAGCCAUUGCCGGUCACUUGAUCGAAACGGAAUCCCUGGUCGCCAUGAAAGAUUUGGCGAAUAGACUGAACUCUGACAAUCUCGCUCUUGACCAGCCAGGAGGCGGCUCACCAAUCGCCCACGGCGUUGACAUCCGAGGAAACUACCUCUUCAACUCCAGGAUCUGGGGUAUCGAAGAGGCCACCCACAUGCUCAUCAUCGGAAGCAAUCCUCGUUGGGAGGCGGCUGUGCUCAACGCCCGUAUUCGGAAACAAUGGCUGCGGUCCCCCCUUGAAAUCGGAUACAUCGGCGAACCAUUUGAGAGCACGUUCGAAUUCGAACACUUGGGCACCGAUGCCGCAGCUGUAAAGAAGGCACUUUCUGGUGACUUUGGCAAGAAAUUGGCGGAGGCCAAGAGGCCCAUGAUCAUUGUUGGCAGCGCAGUCGCCGAGCACCCGGAUGCAGCAGCAAUUUUCGAAUCAGUGGGCUCCUUCGUGGACAAGCACCAGGCCAACUUUAACACCGCCGAAUGGCAAGGAUACAAUGUCCUUCAGCGAGCAGCCUCCAGAGCAGGAGCUUAUGAAGUCGGCUUCACUGUUCCCUCCCAGAAAGUUGCAGAGACAAAGCCCAAGAUGGUCUGGCUGUUGGGUGCAGAUGAGGUAUCCGAGGCCGACAUCCCCAAGGAGGCAUUCGUGAUUUACCAGGGUCAUCAUGGCGAGACUGGUGCACAGCUCGCCGAUGUCAUUCUUCCUGGUUGCGCGUACACUGAGAAAUCUGGCACUUAUGUAAACACUGAGGGUCGCGUACAACUCACUCGCUCUGCGGUCACUAUACCUGGAGCGGCGAGGACGGACUGGAAGAUCAUCCGGGCGGCUUCCGAAUUCCUGGGUGUCCCGCUUCCGUACGACGAUUUGGAGGUGUUGAGAGAUCGUCUUGAAGAGAUUUCGCCGGCGCUCAGGAGGUACGAUACCCUUGAGCCGCAAACGUUGACUGGCUUAAGUAAAGUGCAACUGGCGGAUGCGAACAAGGGCUCCAAAGCCACCGGACAGAAGCUGGAAUUGCCCAUCAAAGACUUCUACCAGACUGACGUGAUUUCGAGAAGUUCACCAACAAUGGCUCGCUGUAGUGCGGCCAAGAAGACGGGCAACUCUGAGACCAAUUUCAUGGCCCCAGGCGAGCCAAACGAACAGAUAUCGUAUGGUUAA
Cladophialophora psammophila CBS 110553 is the source of this 2223-nucleotide messenger RNA. RefSeq names its product NADH-ubiquinone oxidoreductase 78 kDa subunit, mitochondrial. Bases 1 to 2223 code for a protein of 740 amino acids. NCBI's taxonomy places the organism in Eukaryota, Fungi, Ascomycota, Eurotiomycetes, Chaetothyriales, Herpotrichiellaceae. Gene Ontology annotation, molecular function: NADH dehydrogenase (ubiquinone) activity; iron-sulfur cluster binding. The record is from RefSeq and is a predicted model, not a curated record. Gene Ontology annotation, cellular component: membrane. The transcript is spliced from 3 exons. Gene Ontology annotation, biological process: ATP synthesis coupled electron transport.